This is a messenger RNA of Physella acuta, 1687 nucleotides long. Its product is annotated as translation initiation factor eIF-2B subunit gamma. The record is from RefSeq and is a predicted model, not a curated record. NCBI's taxonomy places the organism in Eukaryota, Metazoa, Mollusca, Gastropoda, Physidae. Gene Ontology annotation, molecular function: guanyl-nucleotide exchange factor activity; translation initiation factor activity. Gene Ontology annotation, cellular component: guanyl-nucleotide exchange factor complex; eukaryotic translation initiation factor 2B complex. Gene Ontology annotation, biological process: biosynthetic process; cytoplasmic translational initiation.
CACAAGAGUUCACAAGAGUUGAACUUGAUAGUCAGAUUCUCUGUGAUAGUUGAUAGUAUAGAGACUGAUAGUUUAGUAGUAUACUGAUAGUAGCGACAGCUAGAUCUAAUUCUAAAAAAUAAAUAAACAUGUCAAAUCCUGGAGAGUGCACAGUGGUCAUUAUGGCUGCAGGCACUGGAUCACGAAUGACAGACCUGACAAACCAGUGCCCUAAACCUCUCCUACCUAUGGGACAAUUUCCUAUGAUAUGGUAUCCAAUCAGAACACUAGAGAAAGCAGGAUUCUUAGACAUCAUCAUAAUAACAAGACAGAGUUGGCAGGAACAAAUGCACAAUGCCAUUUUUGUGGAUAGUGUGCCUCUCAAAGCUCAUAUUGAGUUCAUAGUAAUCCCAGACUCUGAUGAGUCAGGUACAGCAGAUUCCCUGAGACUUGUAGCUGACAAAAUCAAGACACAUGUUAUGGUAGUCAGCAGUGACUUCAUUUCUGACUGUGACCUGUCCGAAAUGCUUGCUGUGCACCGGAAACACAGCUCAUCCCUCACUGUUAUGUUGUCCCAGCUACCAACAUCAAUUAUUGCUGAAACUCAAGUUCCAGGUUCUAAGUCUAAGCAAAAAAAUUCCUCGGCAGAAAAGAUCUCCAUUGGAUUUGAAUCAGGUAACACAGACCACAUUCUGUUCUGGAAAUCUGAGAUUGAUAUGGAGAAUUUUUCUUUUACCAAGAAAUUUUUAACCAGGUUUCCAAGUAUAAAUCUACAAAGCACCUGGACUGACUGUCAUGUCUACAUUAUAAAUAAAUUUGUCAUAAAAUACCUGCAAGACAAAGAAGACAUUAAUUCACUUCAAGGGGAGCUGAUUCCUAUGGUUGUAAAAAAACAAAUGUCAAUGUACACUAAAGGUAGUCCAAACGAGGACCAGGAUUUAAAUGGCACUGAUCAAGAUUUAAAAAGUGAAGAAAAGAAAGAUCUUAUUGAUUAUGCUGUGAAGUUUGAAAACAAUUUGAUUUCACCUGUAAGAUAUUUAUCAUUAAACAGUGACAGCUUUGGUAUGAAUGAAAAUACACCUCAUAAAGACCUUAUAAGAUGUUAUGCUUACAGACAAACUAGUGGUUUUUGUGUGAGAGCUAAUAACAUUGUGUCUUAUUUUGAAGCUUGCAAACAGAUGCCUCGUCUUAUAUCACAAUUUAUAACUAAAAAGCGGCUUGACUCUGUGUCUACUGUGCAUGAUUCUGCAUCCAAAAAGCCCAAACCUCAGGUUGGUGCUGAUUGUUUGCUUGGUGAGAGUGUCACAGUGGGAGAAAAAGUCACCAUCAGCAAAUCUGUUAUUGGCAAACAUUGUAAAAUUGGGGAUAAAGUCAAAAUAACUAACUCAGUCAUCAUGGGACAUGUGAAUAUACAAGAAAGUUCAAGCAUCACCAAUUGUAUCAUAGCAGAAUCAGUAAUCAUAGGAGACAAAUGUGAACUAAAUAAUUGUAUUGUUGGACAAAAUCAGAACAUAUCUAACAUGUCCAAGCUCAACAAUGAAGUUAUUUGCUCUGGAUCACAAAUGGAGGUUCCAUUGGAAUGACAAUUAAAUAAAGCAAAACUGCAUUCAUGGUGGAUUGUUAUAGGUGCUGGCAUUCUUGCAUUUGUGAUUUCAAGUCUUUAUUUUUCUCCUCAAGUAUUAAGUAAUAAAAUGUGAAUGUAGAAUCA